AUGUCAGUUAGCCGCGGACCGUUUUCGCUGCAGCAUUUAUCGAACGACUACUUUCCACAGGGUGACACAGUGCCCGACUCUUCGAUGUCUUGUAGUAGUGGUAGUGGAGGGUGUGGGGGAUGUGGAGGGUGUGGAGGGUGCGGAGGGCAGGGCCUCAACCUUACCACCCAGUCCACCGUUAACCCAGAGAUCUUAAGCGCGGUCGUGACCUCAACACACCACGUUCUUGCGCCGGCGAGCGGUGCAGGUGUUCCCCCACCAAAGUGCGCCAUCAGUUCCUCUCCUUCUGUCUACGCGCAUCAGGUCAGUGAGUCCUACACCAAUAUCCCAAUAAACAUGGAGACAUACUCCCUGGAAAAGGCUUACUACAGGAACCUAGUGGACAGUUUCUAUCCCUCCUCUGCUCCACCUGACGCGUCCCAUUGCAUGACCAGCUUUCCGAUGUCACCACAAGAUUUCAAUUACUACUGCUCCCAAACCAUUCCUGUUCCUUCGUCAUGUGAAGCGAUCAUGUCAGAGCGAGCCCCUGGACAUCCCCCCACACAGUACAAUUUCGCCGAUCUACCACCGCUAGGAUCCUGCGUGCGUCCAAAUACAAAUCGUCUCGGACUGGGAGGUCGUUCCCUCAGCACCGGACAAGCACCACAGACGUACUACAAGGAAGGUUGGAUUAUGUCUAACAACGACUUCUACGGCCACCCGCACUUGGAUUUGCCUCCUGUACCACCACCACCACCUCCACCACCUCCACCUCCACCACAGACGUCGACAGUUGCGCAGUCGACACCGCAGACACAUAACUGCUGCACAUCGUUACCUUACAAUCCUCGACCCGACAUCACGUCACUAGUGGUUGAGGAGAAUGCCGACAACAUCUUCCCAAUUUCUUCGGUUCCUCAUUCGCAUCAGCAUCAGCGCCAUCACCAUCACCACAUCACAUCUAACCAGCAGUCUGCGCCGCAUCAACAACAGCAACAGCAACAACCUCAGCACCCACCACAGGAAGCUCACCAGAACAACUUCUUUGAUGUCCAAUCAACGGUUUGCGGUCGCUUCUACGAUCUUAACCGGCGAAAUAUAAGUCCUACUUAUAGUGGCAGUAUGAAUGGAUCCUAUUCCACUGAAGCGGUGUACUCCGCUAAUCCUACUUCCUGCUCCGAGAGUAAUGAAGGAGGAUUUUUCAUGAAGGCUUUCAUGGAGGAUGACGAUGAUGAUAUUAGUCAGCAACUCCAUUCCACAAACUUGGAUCCGACUCCUGCCAAGCAGAUGACCAACGGCUUUCAUCGACCUGCAGAAGAAAUGCAAUGCGCACACAGCUAUACCGGUCGAGGUAUGGUUUUUUCACCACGGGAAAUUCCCCAGCGGAAGUUGUCCCUGCAUCAGCCCCCUACGCAAAAAAUGGAGAGCUUCCAGGAGAACUUUGUGUACCCAUCAUCGGAGGGCCAAAGUGAGGAGAGGGCUUUGAAUGAUGAAGUUCCACUUUUGUCUAUAAAUACGUCAGAGGAGGUAAUUAAUGCCUGUGCUGACGACUUCUCCAAUCCCUUCUCCGACAAUGUUAGUUUGGAUGAUAUUAAAUUGCCGCAAUUAUUGGAGUGUCAGGCUGCUUAUCGCCCAAAGAGUGGCUCAUCAGAGAGAACGCAGCGGGGCGGAAAAAGGGCCUCCUUGAACUGGUCUUCACCAGAAUCCGGUUCUUCGCCAGGAUUAGCAUCAUCUUUACAGAACACUAGUUGUCAACGAAGUUCAGAUGCGCCUUCUGGAUCUACUGUAUCCACAGUGCGUCAAUCCCCAAACCACUAUCCGCAAGUCAACAUCCACGCCUGUCCUUAUGCUGGAUGUCCCAAACGAUAUUCUAAGAGCUCCCAUCUAAAAGCUCAUGUUCGAACUCAUACUGGUGAAAAGCCAUAUGUAUGUAACUUCCCUGAGUGCACAUGGAAAUUUGCCCGAUCUGAUGAGCUCACUCGGCACAAACGCAAGCACACAGGGGAGAAACCGUUUGGCUGUGAUACCUGCAACCGCCGCUUUACACGCAGCGAUCAUCUGCAGCUCCACAAACGCACCCAUGAGGGCUCCUUGCAUGGCAGUGCAGUAUCGUCUACUGCUUCCGCUGUUGCUGCCGCUGCCGCUGCUGCUGCUGGAGCAACUGCUCCCGCCUCUUCGUCCUCUCCACGAACUCCGUUGUCGACGGUGCUGUCUCGUGGUAUGAUCCCUCCCUCCACAUUCUCUUCCACUCCUCCCCUCUGCUAA
Messenger RNA from Hydatigera taeniaeformis, 2244 nucleotides. The record is from the annotation of a GenBank genome assembly. Lineage: Eukaryota; Metazoa; Platyhelminthes; Cestoda; Cyclophyllidea; Taeniidae.